AAUGUGAUUUAAUUAUUGGUUGCUAUUUGUUAUAUGAGAAUGCCCCGGAUUAUAGCUGAGAUCCCCCCCUCCCCCAUAUCAGACAAUCGUCCUAUUGCCAUCACGCACUAGCCGCGCAAGACUAUCUGGACAUCUGAGUUUACGUUGCCCACCUGUAAGGAAAAUUGAUCAUCAUGGAGGCUUUUCUAGGAGAAUGGGUGGCCGUUAAGGAUAACACGGACUGGACGCCGUUCUUAAGGGCCUCAGGCAUGGAUGAUGAGAAGAUUGAGUAUUAUAAGAAACUCGACCAAGAGAAUGAGACAAUAGUAUCCCUGACCAAGGAUGGAGACGGUUUCUUCUUCAAAUCUGAUUGCGGCCCAAUUAAAUUUUCGAACAAAUUCCAGCUUGGAAAGCCUUAUGAUGUAACCAUGGAUGAAAUGAGCUUCAAGGGCGUCUUUAAGUUGGAGGACGGAGUUCUGAAAGACGAGUCGAUGUUUGCAGGCAGCAAGACUUCAAACCCAAGUGAAAAGACCGUCACCACAAGAACAAUUAGCGGCGACAAGAUGAUAACUGUAUCAACGACUGCGGGUAUCUCACUUACCAGAACAUUCAAAAAGAAGUAAACAGUCGUCAGAUCUUCAGCUACAACAAAAACUAAAAACCAGAGGCAAUAUAUAUCUUCUAAAAGGAUCCCUAAUAUAUUAAUCAUAAAUUUGAGAAAUUAAGAUUGACGCAGUUAUUCUCUCUUUUUUUAACCCCUCUUGACUCUCAAACGUCACCUGAACCAGUGGAGAUGGAUUUAUUCACACAGGAAACAAGACGCCUACGUACAGGUGGAGUUAAAAUCUACUCGAAGCGGCUCCCCCUGGCCGAAGUGACUGGAUGGACUUAGUAAUGUUUACAAAGUUUGCUCUCUUUGCUGUAAUCCUACAUGCACAUAUUUGUUAUACCUGGAUAUUGCGUCCUAGGUAAUACUAACGACGACAACCAAUUUGAGCUUUCAACUUUCAACGUUAACUCACAGAACUGUUUUUUUAUACAAAUGCAAGGGUAUUCUGUCUCAAUACGGAUCACAGGUUUAUUUGUUUGUUUACAACAUUUUUUUGGCGUGAUUAAAGGAAUCUUCCCAAUCUAAUUUGUCAAUCUUCUUAUAUCUUCAAUUUAAGGUAAUAUCUUUGAGCCUUGAUUAUGUAUCCUACAAUUAAAUACCCAAAAAUUGCUAUUGCAUCAUAGUUGGAAAGUUCUCAAAGUCCAGUUUGCAACUGUUAUCCACGCAAGAAAGAUGUUUUGAU
Molecule: messenger RNA, 1271 nt
Organism: Lingula anatina
Lineage: Eukaryota; Metazoa; Brachiopoda; Lingulata; Lingulida; Lingulidae
Source: RefSeq, a predicted model, not a curated record